CGAAGCUACGCGCUAGUUCACGAUGCUGGGGAACUGAGACUCGCGAUGGCGCAACAAAAUCGGACCUUCACACCAGAAGAGCGCAUCGACGAGCUCUCGGAGAUCAACCAAGAUGUCUCGAAACUUGUCACUUCUGCCGGCCAGGCAAUUCAUGCGCUCACGAACCGACCAUUAAACCUGUACGCUUCCGGGGACGAUGAAGACGAGCAAAUGGCGGGCACAAAUAACGACACCGUCGAAGAUCGAAAAGCCCAAUUCAAGGACAACACCGAGUCUUUCUUCACUCACUUGCAGUCCAUCUUCGUCAUGCUCCGCCGACAGACCUACGCCCUGGAAGAAGCUGGUAUAGUCACACCUGAUCCACUCGCGUUACCUGAGCAGCCGAAACCAGUACAGGCGCCGGCUCAGUCGACCCCGAGAGGGUUCGCGCCAGUUCCGAAAGAGCAGCAGCUGGAUCCGGAGAGGAUCAAGAAUGGUGGCUUGGGACACCUCGAUAUUGGCUGGCUGAAUAGUCGCGGCAACAAAGUCGGCGCGGAGAAGGAGGCUGAGCUUGUGCAAGAGGCGAAGGCUCUGCUUGAAGAUGUCCUGAGAAGUGAGGAUUCAAUUGACUGAGAGCGGAUGAGAAACGUGAUGGACAAUAUCAAUGUCGCUCCAUCUGCACGUUGAAGCCAGGGAUACAUUUGGUCUUCGCAUGGAUUGGGUAGCGCGAUCCUCCUUCUGCGAUCGCUGCCAUAAUAUGGUCGAAACUCUCGUGGAACUGAUGCCACACUCCAUGGCCUUUCGCGCCUGACCCCGGACAACGACAGCACACACCUUACAUGGCCCAGUGCGAUGCAGACGAACCAUCGUCUCAACUGUACCUCUUCGGAAAGGAGUCCAGUGGCCCAGGCGCUCAAUUUCGGGCGCGCAGAAUAUAUCCGUCGACUCUGUUUGGCAGAAGGCGAUGUGACAUCGAGACUACAAUGGACGCCGAGAGGUUCAAUGGCAUACGUCCGCUAUGUGGUUGCUUAUCUGCCCUCCCCGUGCCGAGCGGACAAUCGGGUUGAUGACUUUGUGGCCGACCAAAGCUUUGAAGCACGGAGAAGAAGUUUGAAACAAGGCACCGCCCUUCGGAGAUGUGCAGUGGAGGAGGCAUGUGGAGCUUUCAGCAACACUUGGAGCAUUAUACACAAUAUACGAACAAGCCUCUUUCAUCACACGUUUCGGACGAUCGGAUGCGUUCUUUCCCUUGUCUCAACUUCUUCGUCGAUUUCACAGAUCGAAACUGAAGUGAUCCCUGUUCCCACGACCACAGACGGAAUCAGGGGUCAUGUGUGCUUUUCAGCAUCAACAACCCAACGAUCAGCCUUGGUCUAGUGGUAUCACGUUAGUCGACUUGCAGACGUCGCCGGACACACGUUGGACGAGACGAGCUCCUCAUCGUGUCAAGCUAGGAUAUGAGUGAGUUGGUUACCUGUCAACAUCACUCGGCCAAGGCUGAUUGUUUUGCUCUGCGUUCUUAGAUAUCUGGCCCUUUUUGUCCUUGUGAAACUAAUUUUCGCUCAAAGCUCAC
Molecule: messenger RNA, 1552 nt
Organism: Cercospora beticola
Lineage: Eukaryota; Fungi; Ascomycota; Dothideomycetes; Mycosphaerellales; Mycosphaerellaceae
Product: mediator of RNA polymerase II transcription subunit 11
Biological process (GO): regulation of transcription by RNA polymerase II
Cellular component (GO): mediator complex
Molecular function (GO): transcription coregulator activity
Source: RefSeq, a predicted model, not a curated record